Messenger RNA from Galeopterus variegatus (Sunda flying lemur), 2442 nucleotides. Its product is annotated as pro-neuregulin-3, membrane-bound isoform-like. Bases 387 to 1016 code for a protein of 209 amino acids. NCBI's taxonomy places the organism in Eukaryota, Metazoa, Chordata, Mammalia, Dermoptera, Cynocephalidae. The transcript has 2 exons. Gene Ontology annotation, molecular function: chemorepellent activity. The record is from RefSeq and is a predicted model, not a curated record. Gene Ontology annotation, biological process: intracellular signal transduction; nervous system development; animal organ development.
GCCAUGCAUGGUGAACUACCUGACUUGGCUCCAGAAGCUGUGUGAGGAGAGCUGCUUGGUUGGCAGAGGACCCGUGGAGCCCACUCCAUGUUCUCCUCUGGCAGGCAGAGGAGCUGCAUGCCGCCCAUUCGCAUCUUCAGGCUCAGCAGUCUGGCAGUCGGGCAGCUCCUACAGAGUCGAGUGCCAAUGGAAACUGGAUUUGGAUCCCCCAAAAUCAGUGUGAAGCAAAAAAACUCAGAACUGCAGUACCUUGGUGCUUAAUACCAGGCUUCUUGAUCACCUCAAACUAGGGUGGCCAUAGCAAAUCUACUGCACUAACCCAGGGCUGAGAGGGGGGUCGAGUUGACGGAUGGAGUAAUGCCGUGGUGGGUUUCCUGUUUGUCACUAUGGGAAGGCCACACUUACCUGCUCAAUCCCCAUUUACUUUGUAUUCUAGGAUAGAGGUCAGGAAGACUAUAUCCCACCUGCCUAUACAGCUGUGGUGUGUUGAAAGACCCCUGGACUUAAAGUAUUCAUCGGGUGGUUUAAAAACCCAACAAAAUGCAUCAAUAAAUAUGCAACUGCCUUCAAGAGAGACAAACCCCUAUUUUAAUAGCUUGGAUCAAAAGGACCUGGUGGGAUAUUCAUCCGCAAGGGCCAGUUCUGUGCCCAUCAUCCCCUCAAUGGGCCUGGAGGAAACCUGCAUGCAAAUGCCAGGGAUUUCUGAAGUCAAAAGCAUCAAAUGGUGCAAAAACUCCUACUCUGCUGACGUUGUCAAUGUGAGUAUUCCAGUCAGCGAUUGUCUUAUAGCAGAACAGCGAGAAGUGAAAAUAUUGCUGGAAACUGUCCAGGAGCAGAUCCGAAUUCUGACUGAUGCCAGGCGGUCAGAAGACUACGAGCUGGCCAGCGUAGAAGCCGAGGACGGUGUGAGUGAAAACACAGCCUUUCUCCCCCUGAGUCCCAUGGCCAAAUCAGAACGAGAGGCACAAUUUGUCUUAAGAAAUGAAAUACAAAGAGACUCUGCAUUGACCAAGUGACUUAAGAUGUAGGAAUCUGUGCAUUCUAUGCUUUGCUCAAAAGGAAAGAGAGGAAAUUAAAUACAAAUUAUUUAUAUGCAUUAAUUUAAGAGCAUCUACUUAGAAGAAACCAAAUAGUCUAUCACCCUCAUAUCAUAGUGUUUUUUUAUCAAAAUAUUUUUUUAAAGGGAAAGAAAUCUUUCAGGAUGGAUAAAGCUUACCACUCAAGCUUUUGGGUAGAAAUCUCAAUCCACUUUCAGUUAGUCCCAACACUGCCUUCUUUGGCUCUUAGAAGAUGUGGGCAAUUCAGACCCUCUGUCCCACAGUGCCAGGGUCAUCAUGAAAAAGCACUGGCAGUUACCUGGUUUCAAAGAGACGAGCUGUAUCCGAGGGCAGAUGUGCCAGCGAGCAGGUGGCCCUUGCCAUUUGGCUUGCCUGUCCCAACCUCUAAAUUUCUAUUCACCCAACAGCCUCAUCACAGGUUAUGUCACAUUAACAAAUGCAGUGUUUUCUAUUUGAUUUUUGAAGAAUGGCACAAAGACUCUGGAAUGCGAAGGAGGACAGGAGCUAGAGGGAGUAAUCGUGGGCAAGUCUAGCUACUCUCAUGUGCCAUCUUUCUCUGAAAUUUGAAAGCAGAGAAUCUCAGAAGGAGGAGUGAAAUUAUUAUAGAAAGAGAGACAAAAAAACCACAAUCUUCUGUCACUAAAAUCAUGCUAAUAGAAAUGUUUUUCUUUGAGAUUGUUUAGAGGCUCCGAAGGAGCAUUUCUCAGUGUGUGUGUGCCUGUGUGCACAUGUGUGUGCAAGCGAGCGUGCAUGUGGACUUAGUCGAGCACAUAUGCUGUAUGCACAUGUGUUCAUCGUGCGUAUGUGUGUGUGCAUGUGUGUGCGUACUAAGCUUGCUAAAAUUUGUUCUGAAACAUCAGGGAAUCUAAUAUUCAGAAGAAAAUUUCCCUCUUAAAUCUAUUCACUUUGAAUUUUUCCAUUAAGUAUGAAGUUCAAUUAGUAAGUUCUUAAAUCAAGGUCACUUGCAUGGCGGGGUCCUAUAAAACUCUUGACAAUGUCCAGACCAUCUUCUGAUGUGAAUACUUUUGAGAGGAACAAGUAACUAUUGGCUCAUUAAUGAUAUCAGUAUAACAAGGUGAGUUAAUCGAGGAUGUGUGUUUAUUUUGAAACAUGCCUACUUAAAUUAUUUGCACAAGCCAGUUAACAAAUUGACAGUUGUCAUUAACUUUCUCAUCGUCGUCAUUAGUAUUUAUUUGAUAACAAGUCUACUACGUGUGGACCAAGGCAUCGGCUUCUGUGGUUAAUAUGGAAAGAAUGAGUUGUUGAAAUCACAAAGUCCAGACUUUUCAGUUCACAAGAAGCCCCCAAAAGAACAAUAAAUUGUGUUGUACGUUCAUUUGGAAUAAAGCAAUAUUUUUACCACUGCUAAGGUGAACUGAAACCU